AUGGAGCCCUCCUCGUAUAAACAGCUGAUCACUGGCCGAGGCUUCAAAUACAAUUACUUUUUUUCCGCUGGACAUCCCUCCAAACCAACAAUCUUGCUUGUCCAUGGGUUCCCUUCGACAUCCUACGACUGGCGCCACCAAGUUGCUUUCUUUCGAAAGGAAGGCUUUGGUCUGAUCGUACCAGAUGCACUUGGAUAUGACGGUACGGACAAACCGAGCAACCCUGCAUCCUACAAACAUCGCGGUAUGGCUGCGGACCUGGUUGAUAUACUGAUCGCCGAAAACGUCGACAAAGCCAUUGCCGUCGGACAUGAUUGGUGCGAUCUUAUCUUUUGCCGUAUUUCUGAAGAAUCCCUGAAGGUUCAAAAUCAUUCCAGGGGAGCGGUGUUAGUGAGCCGGCUGGCUAAUUACUAUCCCGAGAGAUUCCUCGCAUUCGCAUUUCUGGCUGUCGGAUAUUCGCCUCCCCAUGUCGGAUACACCUAUGAAGGCACUGUAAACCUUCUGACGCAGGCGGUUGGGUACAAUCCUUUUGGAUACUGGCAAUUUUGCACAGAAGAGGGAGCAGGCAAAGUUAUCACGGACCAUUGGGACUCCGCUCUUAGUUUGAUUUACCCUUCUGAUCCUGGACUAUGGAAGGACCACCUCUGCCCUCCAGGCGCAAUGAAGGCGUGGCUUCAGGCAGGGAAAGUGGCGCCAGCUGCUUCCUAUCUCACCGAACAGGAUAGGGAAAUCGUCACGCACAAACUGAAAAGCAAUGGACUUGAUGGCGGCUUGAACUGGUACAAAUGCACAGCAUUCCGCUUAAAUGUUGAUGACGACGAACACAUACCGAAGACAAAUUACGCCAUCCAGCAACCCGUGUUCUAUGGUGGUUGCAAAGCGGACUACGCCACACCGCCUCUGGUGGCAUACCAUAGCCUGAAUCAAUAUUGUUCCGACCUGGCCACAGUAGAAUUCAAUACGGGGCACUGGUGCCAACUCGAGGUUCCUGACGAGGUAAACCGUGAACUAUUAUCGUGGAUCAAGAACAAAGUAGCGCUGUAA
Messenger RNA from Fibroporia radiculosa, 1044 nucleotides. RefSeq lists its product as uncharacterized. The transcript is spliced from 5 exons. The record is from RefSeq and is a predicted model, not a curated record. NCBI's taxonomy places the organism in Eukaryota, Fungi, Basidiomycota, Agaricomycetes, Polyporales, Fibroporiaceae. Gene Ontology annotation, molecular function: catalytic activity. The coding region runs from base 1 to 1044 and encodes 347 amino acids.